Populus nigra (black poplar) is the source of this 1098-nucleotide messenger RNA. Its product is annotated as vesicle-associated membrane protein 711. Gene Ontology annotation, biological process: vesicle-mediated transport. The coding region runs from base 164 to 826 and encodes 220 amino acids. NCBI's taxonomy places the organism in Eukaryota, Viridiplantae, Streptophyta, Magnoliopsida, Malpighiales, Salicaceae. The record is from RefSeq and is a predicted model, not a curated record. The transcript has 4 exons. Gene Ontology annotation, cellular component: membrane.
UUCUCCCAAAUUUUUUAAUUAACCUUUCCGCCAAAACUUCCACUCUGUCAAUCUGCUACCUCCAGUUUUUACACCACUCCCAUCACUUUUCGCUUCUAUUUCUUUCCACCCUGUCAAUCAAUUCAAAAGGAAACUUUUUUCAAAAUCCUUAAUUAGAUCCCCGAUGGCGAUCCUGUACGCGCUAGUGGCGAGGGGAUCUGUGGUGCUAGCGGAGUUUACCUCGACGGCGACAAACGCAAGCGCGAUUGCUCGGCAAAUAUUGGACAAGAUACCAGGCAAUGAUGAUAUCAACGUCUCUUACUCUCAAGAUCGCUAUAUUUUUCACGUUAAACGCACCGAUGGCCUUACCGUUCUCUGUAUGGCCGAUGAAACCGCCGGCAGAAGAAUUCCCUUUGCGUUUCUCGAGGACAUUCAUCAGAGAUUUGUGAGGACGUAUGGUCGUGCAGUUAUUACAGCUCAAGCUUAUGCCAUGAAUGAUGAGUUCUCAAGAGUUUUGAGCCAGCAAAUGGAGUACUAUACUAACGAUCCUAAUGCAGAUAGGAUAAAUAGACUGAAAGGUGAAAUGAGUCAGGUGAGAAAUGUCAUGAUUGAGAACAUUGACAAAGUUUUGGAGAGAGGUGAUCGCUUGGAAUUGCUGGUUGAUAAAACAGCUAACAUGCAAGGAAACACCUUCCGUUUCAGAAAGCAAGCUCGUCGUUUCAGAAGCACUGUAUGGUGGAGAAAUGUUAAGCUUACGGUUGCUUUGAUUUUAUUACUACUAGUGAUCAUCUAUGUUGUGCUGGCUUUUGUAUGCCAUGGACUUACACUACCUACGUGCCUAAAGUAAGAGCAGCAGUUGAGUGAGAUCUGAUGUGCUUUGUGCUUGUAUUUUUUGUUUAUUUUUCCUAGUACAAGGGAUUUUCUGUUUGAAUUUUUUCUCUUCUCAAAGUUGUAUUAAAUUUUCUUCUUUUGAGCAAUGUGAAGCACAUGAAUUAUCCGGGUGUGUUCACACAUUGUGUAUCAGACUGCCCUUGUGGAAACAAACUGAUGCAAGUUGUAUGUCUAUUUAAGCGUUUGAUUGAGUUAAUAUUUAUGAAGUGCAAAUGUUUUGGUGUCCAA